AUCGGAAGUGGAACCGCCUUUCGCACAGAUCCACUCAAAAUGGUCCACUUUGCGGUGUGGCCACUGCUUUUGCUGCCACUGGCAGCCGCCGCCUUCAACGACGUCUUCGACGAGGAACUCCUGAUCAAACCCCUGCCGGACGGCUUCGUGUACAGCUACUUCCAGUUCACGACCCGCUGGCAGCUCGCCGCGAACGACAGCCUUCUUCACACCCACCUGGUGUCCCGUUCGCUGGCCGAGCUGGUCCACCACUACGACGUGAGCGAGCUGCACCUGAGCUUCACGAACGGCAUCUGGCGCUACGAGAACUGGGGCUUUCCGGUGGUGGACGCGGGUCCCGGGGCCGAGGUGUGGGCCUGGUUCAACGGGAAUGACGACGGUGAGGUGGACGCCCGGUGGAAGCAGCUGUGUGGGACGCUGUCGGGGUUGUUUUGCGCAUCGUUGAGCUUCGUGGACGGGACGAACACGUUCCGGCCGGAGUACUCGUUGAGGCCGCAAACGCACCGGUUUGGGGAGGAGUUGAGGGUGCGGUACGCGGCGUUGCCGCGGGAGAUUGUCUGCACGGAGAAUUUGACGCCGUGGAAGAAGCUGCUGCCGUGCAAGUUGAGGGAGGGUUUCGCUUCGCUGCUGACGCCGGACCAUGUGUAUUCCGGGAAUUAUCACUCGCUGGCGUUGCACGUGCGGAAGUUGUGCGAGGACGCGCAUUGCGGUCGGUUCCAGCUGGAGGUGAGGCAGAGUGUCAGCUUGGUGCAGGACCAGCGCCUGUUUGGAGGGAAGGAUUGGUCGGUGCGGAAGUUGUUUGGCCAGGGGAUGGAGGGGGCCUGCACGUUGGCCGCCAGCAGCAAGCUGUACGUGGACGUUACGGAUCGCAGCUACGAAAUGACCCAGGUUCCGACCGACGUGAUCCGGACGACGCGGGGCGGGGCCAGUUCCGUGCUGUACGAGUACGACAUCAAGCAGUUCGAGCGGAAGCAACGGAUGUUCAACGUGGCCGCCGUUGACCGGGCCGAUCCGAACGUCAUUUCGCUGAUCCAACCUCCUCCGAUCUACUCCAAGCGGUUCAUCUCCGGCGUGGGUCAGGAACGUGGCCGGAUCGUAACACGCAUCACCAACACCCAUUGGACCGAUCUCAACCUGAUCAUCUUCGAAAACAUUCCCUGGUUCGUGCCGAUCUACCUGCACACGCUGAAGAUCACCCAAGGCCCCAUCCAGCAUACCCCACGAACCGUCAAGUACAUCCCAGGCCGCCAACGGGAACGCCCCUCCCACCUGGAAAUCGCCCUCACCAUUCCAAAGCGCUCCACCCUGGAGCUCUCCAUCGACUUCGACUACAUCUUCCUCAAGUGGCAAGAAUACCCCCCGGACGCCAGCCACGGCCACUACCUCCAACCCUCCAUCAUCUCCGUCCUCCUCCCAACGGCCCGCAACUACACCUCACUCCCCCGUGAAGCCGCCCUCUUCCGGGACUCGUUCAACGCGACCCAACCCGACGGUUACUUCCUCCAGCUGCGGACCGAAGCCCUGCUCCUCACCCUUCCGAUCCCCGACUUUAGCAUGCCGUACAACGUGAUCUGCCUGGCCUGUACCGUGGUGGCGCUCGCCUUCGGACCGAUUCACAACAUCUCGACCAAGAAGAUCGUAGCGAAGAGCAAGGAGCCCAAGGACAAGCCCAAGUGGGGCCAGAAGAUUCGGGGUUGGUUCGGGAAGGGGAAGAAGAAGGUGGAGGAUGAGGGGGAAGGAAGUGGCGACAAGACUGAGCUGGUGGAGGGGGAGAAGUGAACCAAAAAUUAGCUACAAUGAGUUCGUUC
Molecule: messenger RNA, 1808 nt
Organism: Culex pipiens pallens (northern house mosquito)
Lineage: Eukaryota; Metazoa; Arthropoda; Insecta; Diptera; Culicidae
Gene: PIG-T
Product: GPI transamidase component PIG-T
Exons: 2
Coding region: 40-1779 (579 amino acids)
Biological process (GO): attachment of GPI anchor to protein
Cellular component (GO): GPI-anchor transamidase complex
Source: RefSeq, a predicted model, not a curated record